This is a messenger RNA of Aricia agestis (brown argus), 1571 nucleotides long. RefSeq lists its product as uncharacterized. The record is from RefSeq and is a predicted model, not a curated record. The transcript is spliced from 10 exons. NCBI's taxonomy places the organism in Eukaryota, Metazoa, Arthropoda, Insecta, Lepidoptera, Lycaenidae. The coding region runs from base 58 to 1527 and encodes 489 amino acids.
ACCGAGUUACCAACCACCAACAAAUUACAAAACAAAAAUCUUUGCAAAAGUAGAUUGAUGAAACUCAAAAAUUGUUACGAAAUGGAAAAAAAAUACAAAAAAUGUGAAAUCUGCAGGAAAAAUACUAAUGUUAAAGAAAAAUACCUAUUAGCAAGAUUUCCGCUCGACAAAGAACGUUGUAAGAAAUGGGUCAAAGCCAUUGGAAUUCCAGAGUUGGCUAGAUUAACUAUCGCUCAAUUACAUUAUUCCCAUUUUGUAUGUGGCAAACAUUUUUCUGAUAAUCACUUCCGUUCCAAAAAUUCACGACUAAAAUUUACUGCCAUACCUACCCUGCAUCUCCUAAACCCACCCCUGAGCGAUACACUUUUAGAAAAUUUUCCAGGCAAGAAGCAUUUGCCAAAUACCAUAAAUGUAACACUUCAAGUUGAAAAUGGAAUCACACACUCAUCCACAUACAAUUUUUUGGCUGAACAUAAUUAUUUUCAACGAAUUGAUCCAUCAAAAUGUGACACAAUAGCACAGACUGAUAUAUUUGCAAAGGAUAAAAAAAGUCACAGCACUCCUCUUUGUUCAUCAGCUGUGGAUAUGUCUGAAAACGAAACUCGCAAGGAAAUUGAAAUGGAAAAUCCAGGUGCAACGACCGCAGAGACUGAUGCAGACAUAGAUGAUGUAACAGAAGAUUAUAGCGCACCUUAUAUUUCUUCAUCGCCUGCUGGCAUGUCUGAAGACCUGAAUCGCAAGAUAAUGGACAUUAAUGCCGCAGUCCUAACCAGGCAUAGCCCAGAUCCCACACCCUCAAGCGUUCAAUCAGAUCUGGCUAACCAUAGUUCUAAUGUUAUCAUAACGAAUCCAGAUCCCACACCCUCAAGCAUUCAAUCAGCAGUGGCUAACCAUAGUUCUAAUGUUACCAUAACGAAUCAAGGUCCCACACCCUCAAGCGUUCAAUCAGCUGUGGCUAACCAUAGUUCUAAUGUUAACAUAACGAAUCCAGAUCCCACAACUUCAAGCAUUCUGUCAACUAUGGCUAAACGUACUUCAAAGUCUAUGAGAAAGCUACCAGUCACAAAGGUAGACAAUGAGGAAAUUAAGAAGCUAAGAGCAGACCUGGUCAAACAAUACCGUAAGAAAACGGCACAAAAAUUAAAAGAAACAAGAACAAAAUUAAGAGAAGCCCAAAAGAAAUUAUGGGCCAUAGAAAGCAUCAAAUCGCCUCUACUGAAAUCCCUUAUUGAAUCGGAAAUCUCCAACCGUAAGAAAAAAGCGAAUGGUAAACGAUGGUCCACGUUUACCAAAUGUUUGGCCUUGGCUCUUUACAAAAGAUCGCCGCAGGCGUAUGCUUACUUAGAAAAGCUGUUGCCGCUACCGACCAUAAGAACCUUACAAAAAGUUUUUCAAGAAUUCCAACAAGGCGCCGCCGUGAAUGCACUUGAACAGCUGCAGCCGCAGACUGAAGACUUUCAGGCGGCCGAUACUUUAGUAUUUCCGUCAGCCGAUACUAUAGUCGAGCCUUUACCGUAUGAAGAAUAAAGAUGUAUAAAGGUGCGCGCAAUAAACGAUGUGUAUGUAUGUAA